ACUCCUCCAUCUCACCCCUCACGCGCUCACCCGCUCACUGCGCGCGCCUGUGCCUGUUCCUGCGCGUGCGCGCGAGUAUCAGUGCGCGCGGGCUCUAGCGCUCUAAGUCAGCGGUGCACUGCGGAAAGUGUAGUUUAGCGCGGUGCAACGCGGGACCUCGCGGGCGGUGUGGCAGAGCUGCAGCGGUGUAAUCGCGCGGAGCGGACCGCGGUGUGACUGUGGCGGAGAUGAGCAGCGCCCGCUCCCUGCAGGCCCUCACCUGGAGGAGGCUUUACCUGAGCCGAGCCAAACUCAAAGCGUCCAGCCGAACCUCCGCCCUGCUGUCCGGGUUCGCCAUGGUGGCGAUGGUGGAGGUCCAGCUGGACACCAGUCACGACUACCCCCCUGGCCUUCUGAUCGCCUUCAGCGCCUGCACCACCGUGCUGGUGGCUGUUCACCUGUUCGCCCUGAUGAUCAGCACCUGCAUCCUGCCCAACAUUGAGGCGGUCAGUAAUGUCCACAAUCUGAAUGCCGUGCUUGAGUCGCCACAUGAGCGAAUGCAGCGGUACAUCGAGCUGGCCUGGGCAUUCUCCACCGUCAUCGGCACGCUGCUGUUCCUGGCUGAGGUGGUGCUGCUGUGCUGGGUGAAGUUCCUGCCCGUCCGGCCGCGGAACCAAAAGAACGGCACCAUGCCUGCCGGGGUCGCUGCUGCUAUCACCUCCACCUCCAUUAUGGUGCCCUUUGGCCUCGUCUUCAUCGUCUUCGCCGUCCACUUCUACCGCUCGCUGGUCAGCCACAAAACCGACCGGCAGUUCCAGGAGCUAGAGGAGCUGGAGGACCUCCAGAACGAACUGGACCAGGGAGGGGACGCCUCAGUACUGCAGUCUCCCACGUCACAGUAGCGUUGAGUGGGCUGCGGGGGGCGCUGCUGCAGCGGGGUCAGUUUACCUGCUGUAGGUGUUCUAAUGCUGCUAGAGCUGCUGUCUCACCUGAGUACCAACCACAGUACUGGUGUCUAAGACACCUGAGCAAACCAAACACCCCUGUGAUCACCAGCACAAUGGUCCACACCACACCAGCAUCCAGCACCAGAGAGAUACGACUCUACAUUUAAACAACCUUCAGUUAAUUGGUUAUUAGAUUUCAUUUGAAAUAAUUAUUUUAUUAUGAAGCGUUAGAUGUUGUUUGGUGUUGUUUUAUGAAGACCAGCUUUAGAAGCUUUAAUUAAUCGGAGUAUUGAUUUGAAAGACUACCCCCACACACACACACACGCACGCACACACACUGUCCGAGGCAUUAUCCUGAAGCCAUCAGCCAAUCACAGUGCACAACUAAUCCCGCUGCAGCAGAUCUGCUGUACUGAUCCUGAUCCUGCAUGUGGAUAUUUAAUGAAAUGCUUUGUAGUGUUUUAUCUCUCUGUGUGUUUGUUUGUGUGUGUGUGUCCAAUGCUGCGUUCACAUUUCAGGAUUUCGUACUCUGACUGAUCUCUGUCUGAUUCACUGAGGUCUGAUCAUAUGUAUUACAUGCCAAAAGUCAUGGGAGAAGAACUAGUAUGGUGUCCCAUGACUUUUGGCAUACUCCAUUGACACUAAACAGUGCUGCAUUGAGCCGUGGAAUAUGUGAGUGGAGUCUCCUGCAGUAAAUGUGGGUGUGACUUCACAAGUCUCUGUUUAUUACACGGGCAAUUCUAGCCAGACGCCUCCGCUCUUCAUCACUCUAUCAUGGUGAUAUUAGCUUCAAUGGAGUAUUUCCAUCCAUCUGCACCCAAUUUUAGGAUCAGUUUUUAAACAACCACACUUAUAACAUCUCAAUACUUAUACAGGUGUUGGCAUUUGCAAGCCCUCUGUCCCCUGAGGAAUCACUUAAUGAUCAGUUUACAUCCUGCUGUCCCAGGACUUUAUGGUAAAAAGGUAUCCUAUCAUGAUAAAACAUAUCACAAAAAUAUAUAUUGUCAUUCUGCCCAGAAUGACUAAACAACACGGAAUGACUAUGCAUGACGAAUUAAACAAUCAGCGCAGUAAAAUUCAAUCAAUUAUUCAUGAUUAUUCUGCAGAUUCAUUAAUUAGCCACGUCAAAUUUAGUAUCUGAUGUUUUACAGAAGAAGAUGGUAGACUAAUGUUGCUAAACAUUCUGGAAAUCAGCACAAAUAACCCAUAAAAACUGUUACAACAUAUAUAUAUAUAUAUAUAUAUAUAUAUAUAUAUAUAUAUAUAUAUAUGGGUAAAGCAGGUCUAUUUUAACAUAAGUCGUGUAAUUCACUUAAGAAGGUUUAAAGUUUACGUAUCUGUGAGUUUAUUGGCUGGUUUAAAAAUAGAAAUCUGAUUAUUAUCUAACUCCUGUUACUCUGAAGUUUUCCCCAAUUAUUUGAUUACCCACAUUGAUAUAAAGUAAAGUUGAUCUGAAACUGAUAAAUUUUCACUCAGUGAUCAGGUCUGAUUAUUCCUGUAAUGUGAACGUGGCUGCGGGUCUGAUUGUGGCAUGCGAUGAAAUGCUUGUUAAACGCUUAAAACAAACUGUCCGUAACGUUAUUCUGUCCGGUGACUGCAGUCCGAUCAUAAGCUCAUUAUUAUUUAAUAUUUAUCUGUUUUUAGAUUACAGUUGUGUCAUUGUGUUUAUUGAUCAUGUGAGCAGAUCGAAGCAAUUUGUUGAUGAAGACACUUCAGUUUACAGUUUUUAUUCAGACUCUGAUCUAACAGAACUGAUUAGCUGCCUGUGUUGAACGAAGCGGUAAGCGCUAACUGUAUGACAUACACUCCUAAUUCCGCAUAACGACAUCGUGAACAUAAUGAUUUACCCCUUACAGCAUCUCACUCUCCUCUCUUACAGUGUUUACAUAAACACUGGAUUCGAUAUCAGAGAGAGAUAAUCAGAACAAUGUCAGUGUUCUGCUCCUCUCAAUAUAUACAAAUAUUUCAGUUUAAUAUCAGUUUUAAUUAAAUGUUGAUCUGGUGAGCACUUUACAGAAAAUGAAUGUUUACAUUAUAGUAAUGGUAAAGUUUCUGAAACCUUUAUGUUGAAAAACGGGUCUCAGAGGGCUAAUUUCACAGUUAGCCUGAUUAGCUAAGGGAAAACUAUGAUGUUUAUAGUGUUUAAGUUCAGGUUUUUAGAUUUUGGAUAAAUUUCUUAAGUUAAAUAACUGUGUUUAAGGAGAAUCUGACCGAAGCAGUUUUAAUGUGAAAGUGUGUCCGUCUGAGUUAGCGGAAUUAGCACGGCUGCAGAUUGAUUCCACUGGCUGUUUACAGAAUAUUAAUUUUAUGACCAAAUAGAAUAAGACACAAAUAUUAACUGUUUACAUGAGGAGGAAGGUGGAGCCUGUUUGUAUUAUUUUAUUGUUUACUGGAUAAGAACUGGAACAUUUUUGUCAUAAACUUCAUAAACAUUUUAAUCCAAUAAAACUGAAUCUCAUAAA
Messenger RNA from Astyanax mexicanus (Mexican tetra), 3388 nucleotides. It is a transcript of the gene orai1b, whose product is annotated as ORAI calcium release-activated calcium modulator 1b. Gene Ontology annotation, cellular component: membrane. Gene Ontology annotation, molecular function: store-operated calcium channel activity. NCBI's taxonomy places the organism in Eukaryota, Metazoa, Chordata, Actinopteri, Characiformes, Acestrorhamphidae. The record is from RefSeq and is a predicted model, not a curated record. Bases 228 to 881 code for a protein of 217 amino acids. The transcript has 3 exons. Gene Ontology annotation, biological process: store-operated calcium entry.